Molecule: messenger RNA, 3222 nt
Organism: Zonotrichia albicollis (white-throated sparrow)
Lineage: Eukaryota; Metazoa; Chordata; Aves; Passeriformes; Passerellidae
Source: RefSeq, a predicted model, not a curated record
GGUUAGCGGAGUUGGCUCAUCGUGAGUAUCAGGCAGGAGACUUUGAAGCAGCAGAGAGGCACUGCAUGCAGCUCUGGAGGCAGGAGCCUGAUAACACUGGUGUGCUUUUGUUGCUGUCAUCCAUUCACUUCCAGUGCCGCCGACUGGACAGGUCUGCUCACUUCAGCACUUUGGCAAUCAAACAGAACCCACUGCUGGCUGAAGCCUAUUCAAACCUAGGCAAUGUGUACAAGGAGCGUGGACAGCUGCAGGAAGCAAUUGAGCAUUACAGACAUGCACUGCGCCUCAAACCUGAUUUCAUUGAUGGAUAUAUUAAUUUGGCUGCUGCACUCGUAGCUGCAGGUGAUAUGGAAGGAGCAGUACAGGCCUAUGUGUCUGCCCUUCAGUACAAUCCUGACUUGUACUGUGUUCGUAGUGACCUGGGGAACCUGCUCAAAGCCCUGGGUCGCUUGGAAGAAGCCAAGGCGUGUUACUUAAAAGCAAUUGAGACUCAACCAAACUUUGCAGUGGCUUGGAGUAAUCUUGGCUGUGUUUUCAAUGCCCAAGGAGAAAUUUGGCUUGCAAUUCAUCACUUUGAAAAGGCUGUAACACUUGACCCAAAUUUUUUGGAUGCUUAUAUCAAUCUGGGAAAUGUUCUGAAGGAGGCAAGGAUAUUUGACAGAGCUGUGGCAGCUUACCUGCGAGCCUUGAGUCUGAGCCCGAAUCACGCAGUGGUGCACGGCAACCUUGCCUGUGUGUACUAUGAGCAGGGCCUGAUAGACCUGGCCAUAGACACCUACAGGAGGGCCAUUGAGCUGCAGCCCCACUUCCCUGACGCCUACUGCAACUUGGCCAAUGCCUUGAAGGAGAAAGGCAGUGUGGUAGAAGCAGAGGAAUGCUACAACACAGCCCUUCGACUUUGUCCCACUCAUGCAGACUCACUCAACAAUCUGGCAAACAUCAAGCGGGAGCAGGGCAAUAUUGAGGAAGCUGUGCGGCUUUAUCGGAAGGCUCUUGAGGUGUUUCCAGAGUUUGCUGCAGCACAUUCGAACUUAGCAAGUGUUCUGCAACAGCAGGGCAAGUUACAGGAAGCUCUGAUGCAUUACAAAGAGGCUAUUAGAAUCAGCCCCACAUUUGCAGAUGCAUAUUCUAAUAUGGGAAACACUUUGAAGGAGAUGCAGGAUGUUCAGGGAGCUCUGCAGUGCUACACCCGUGCCAUUCAGAUAAACCCAGCUUUUGCUGAUGCCCACAGCAACCUGGCCUCGAUUCACAAGGAUUCAGGGAAUAUACCAGAAGCCAUUGCCUCUUACCGUACUGCUCUGAAACUGAAACCUGAUUUCCCAGAUGCCUAUUGCAACUUGGCCCACUGUUUGCAGAUUGUCUGUGACUGGACAGACUAUGAUGAAAGAAUGAAGAAGCUGGUCAGCAUUGUAGCUGAUCAGCUGGAGAAAAACAGACUGCCCUCUGUACACCCACAUCAUAGCAUGCUGUAUCCCCUGUCUCACAGUUUUAGGAAGGCAAUUGCUGAGAGACAUGGAAAUCUCUGUUUGGACAAGAUUAAUGUUCUUCACAAGCCACCAUAUGAGCAUCCCAAGGAUUUGAAGGCCAGUGAAGGUCGACUGCGUAUUGGCUACGUGAGCUCUGAUUUUGGAAACCAUCCGACCUCACACCUAAUGCAGUCAAUUCCAGGCAUGCAUAACCCAGACAAAUUCGAGGUAUUCUGUUAUGCCCUGAGUCCUGAUGAUGGGACAAACUUCCGUGUAAAAGUGAUGGCUGAAGCAAAUCAUUUCAUUGACUUAUCUCAGAUACCGUGUAAUGGAAAAGCAGCAGACCGCAUCCAUCAGGACGGGAUUCACAUUCUCAUUAACAUGAAUGGCUACACCAAAGGAGCCCGAAAUGAAUUGUUUGCCCUGAGACCAGCACCUAUUCAGGCAAUGUGGCUAGGAUAUCCUGGAACCAGUGGGGCAUUGUUCAUGGAUUAUAUCAUCACAGACAAAGAAACUUCACCAGUUGAGGUGGCUGAGCAGUAUUCAGAGAAAUUAGCUUAUAUGCCGAACACUUUCUUUAUUGGAGACCAUGCCAACAUGUUCCCCCAUCUGAAGAAAAAAGCAGUGAUUGAUUUCAAGUCCAAUGGCCAUAUUUAUGAUAACAGGAUUGUUUUGAAUGGCAUUGACUUGAAGGCAUUCCUGGACAGCCUUCCUGAUGUCAAGAUCGUUAAGAUGAAGUGUCCUGACAGCUGUGACAACGCCGAUGGCAAUGCCGCCCUCAGCAUGCCCGUGAUCCCUAUGAACACCAUUGCAGAGGCUGUGAUUGAGAUGAUAAACCGUGGGCAAAUUCAGAUUACUAUCAAUGGCUUCAACAUCAGUAAUGGAUUAGCAACUACUCAGAUAAACAACAAAGCAGCAACUGGUGAAGAAGUUCCACGGACUAUAAUUGUCACUACCCGUUCUCAGUACGGCCUACCAGAGGAUGCUGUUGUGUACUGUAACUUCAAUCAGCUCUAUAAGAUUGAUCCUUCCACCUUGCAGAUGUGGGCUAAUAUCCUUAAAAGAGUUCCCAACAGUGUGCUGUGGCUGCUGCGCUUCCCAGCUGUAGGAGAGCCCAAUAUCCAGCAGUACGCACAAAACUUGGGCCUUGCCCAAAACCGAAUCAUCUUUUCACCUGUUGCCCCCAAAGAAGAGCAUGUGAGGAGAGGGCAGUUGGCUGAUGUUUGUCUGGACACUCCCCUUUGCAAUGGGCACACAACUGGCAUGGAUGUGCUCUGGGCUGGGACUCCCAUGGUCACUAUGCCAGGCGAGACUCUGGCCUCACGAGUUGCUGCCUCACAGCUCACUUGCCUGGGUUGUCUUGAGCUCAUUGCAAAAAGCAGACAGGAGUAUGAGGAUAUUGCUGUGAAACUGGGAACUGACCUGGAAUACCUGAAAAAAAUCCGUGGCAAAGUGUGGAAGCAGAGAAUAUCCAGCCCUCUGUUCAACACGAAGCAGUACACGAUGGACCUGGAGCGGCUCUACCUGCAGAUGUGGGAUCACUACGCUGCGGGCAACAAACCCGACCACAUGAUCAAAGCCGUGGAGGCCAGCGAGUCUGCAUGAACAGAGACACACUGGGCCUGCCCUCCAAACUCUCCAGGAACUGAGCCUCUCCAACACCUGUGCAGAGAUGAUCAGCUAAAAACUGUGCAUUUCUACUUAAUCUGCCUGGUACUCUGUGGCUGAAGUAAUACAUGAUGGUGAUUAAAGCACA